AUGGAGAGGCUAGAGUUGUCGCUUGUUCUGCUGUCUUUCAUGGUGUGUGAAGUAGAUACAAUCAUGUGCCCUGAGAAUGAUCCAGUCCCUGUUCCACAUGAAUGGUAUCACCCAGGAGACCUCCUUGUUGGUGGGAUUGCUUCUCAAAUUUCUUAUGACCUUCACAUGGUUGAAUUCAAAGGACAGCCUUCAAAGACUUUGUUUGAGGUUCCACAACUGGUGACAAAGUUUUAUCAGCACACCCUGGCCUUGGCAUUUGCUGUUCAUGAGAUCAACGAGAAUCCCAGCAUCUUACCCAAUGCCACCCUCGGUUUCCACAUCUCUGAUAGCUAUCAUGAUGCAAAGAUGACUUACCGUACCACCUUGGAUCUGCUCUUCAAAUCAAAACGAUUUGUCCCUAAUUACAAAUGUGAUACUAAAAGAAAUGUGAUCGCCAUCAUUGGAGGACUCAGUGCUGAUGUUUCCUUCCAUAUGGCUGAUAUCUUAGCAUUGUACAAAAUUCCACAGGUGGUUCCUGUUUCUGUGUGCAAUGACCACUGUCACCCUGGUUAUCAGAAGGAAAAGAAGGAAGGAGAGAAAUUCUGCUGCUACGUUUGUGCUCCAUGUCCUGAAGGAAAGAUUUCAAGCCAAAAGGACACGGUUGAAUGUAUCAAAUGCCCAGAAGAUCAAUAUCCAAGCAAGACCCAAGAGGCAUGCAUUUACAAAGUUAUACAUUUCCUCUCUUUUGAUGAACCUUUAGGGAUCAUUUUAGCCUCAGUGGCUGGUACUUGUUCCUUGGUCACUGCCUUAGUGCUGGGAAUUUUUAUUAAACACAAUAAUACUCCCAUAGUCAAAGCCAAUAACCAGAAUAUCAGCAACCUUCUGCUCAUCUCUCUCCUGCACUGCUUCCUCUGUCCUUUGCUCUUCAUUGGGCGACCUAAGAAAGCAACCUGUUUCCUCCGACAAUCGGCUUUUGGCAUCAUCUUCUCCAUGGCUGUUUCCUGUGUAUUGGCCAAGACCAUCACUGUGAUUGUGGCUUUUAUAGCUACCAAGCCGGGGUCCAGCAUGAGAAAGUUGUUGAGGAAAAGACUGACCAACUCCAUUGUUGCUUCCUGCCCUUUGAUUCAAGGAGUCAUCUGUAUGAUAUGGCUAGGAACCUCACCACCAUUCCCAUCUUUGGACAUGCACUCUAGAAAUGCAGAAAUAGUGGCUGAAUGUAAUGAAAGCUCUAACGCUAUGUUUUACGUUGUUCUCAGCUACAUGGGACUUCUGUCCGCCAUCAGCCUGUUUGUAGCUUUCUUAGCCAGAAAGUUGCCUAGCAGUUUUAACGAAGCCAAGUUUAUCACCUUCAGUAUGCUGAUCUUUUGCAGUGUUUGGUUGUCUUUUGUCCCAACCUACCUGAGCGCCAAAGGGAAAUACACGGUAGCUGUAGAGAUUUUCUCAAUCUUAACUUCCAGUGCUGGGUUACUGGUUUGUAUCUUUUUUCCCAAAUGCUACAUUAUUUUGAUAAGGCCAGAGUUGAACAACAGGGAGCUUCUCAGAAGGUGA
Molecule: messenger RNA, 1527 nt
Organism: Heteronotia binoei (common prickly gecko)
Lineage: Eukaryota; Metazoa; Chordata; Lepidosauria; Squamata; Gekkonidae
Product: vomeronasal type-2 receptor 26-like
Exons: 4
Coding region: 1-1527 (508 amino acids)
Biological process (GO): G protein-coupled receptor signaling pathway
Cellular component (GO): membrane
Molecular function (GO): G protein-coupled receptor activity
Source: RefSeq, a predicted model, not a curated record